Effrenium voratum is the source of this 1011-nucleotide messenger RNA. The record is from the annotation of a GenBank genome assembly. Lineage: Eukaryota; Dinophyceae; Suessiales; Symbiodiniaceae.
AUGGGCUGCGGAGCAUCAGGCGGCAAGUCGGGCGAGGCGGAGCCCGCAAAGGAGGAGGUGAAGGCUCCGGCGCUGAAGGUGGAUCCAGCGAAGUUCAAAAGUGCCUUCAAGAAAGGCGGUUUCCAGGGAGGUUCCGGCUCGAUGGCAUGGCUGUCAGAUACUCAGCUCCUCUUCAUCUCGAGCGACUCUUUGCUUGAGGUCUUGGACGUGGCCACCAUGACAGCCACCGCACUGGAAUCGGGCUACCACUCUGUCGUAGCCAGCGCUGACGGAAAAAUGUAUGCCCUCACCAAAGGACCAGAGGUCGUCAUCAAGAAGGCGGACCACAGUGAUGUGGCGACCAUCGCCACCCAAUUCGAGGCGGUGGGGGCCGUGGCCUUCAGCCCGGACGGGAAGCAUCUGGCGGUGAACGCGGGGUACAAGGGAAAGAUUGUGAAGAUCUUCGCCAUGGACGGCGCGGAAGUGGGGAAGGUGGAAGGAGAGAAAGAUGGCUUGGACUUGCCGUACUGGUACGACAACGAGACCUUGUUCAUGGCCAGCGCUUGGAUGCUGUAUGCCUAUAGCCUCGCAAAGAAGAGCCAAGUCAAGUGGGAGCUUCCCACGGGCUCCUUCAAUGGUACUUCAUUCACCAUCCUGAAGAGCAAGAAGAUCGUGACCGGAAACGACAAAGGCACCGCUCACUUCCUGACCUGGGACGGGACGACCUUUGCCGUGGAGAAGGAUGUCAAGUUUCACCCGCACAGCGGGCCAGGGAACUUGCAGGUCUUCCCGGAUGAGCAGACGGUACUCUACGAGAAGGAGGGCGGGGGCCAUUUCCAGGUCACCACCUUCGAGAGAUUCUGGGAGAAGCAGGUGCUUGCCCGCGGCGAGUGCGAGGAGGACGACCUGCCCAGCGUUGGCUCGGUCCUGAUGAACCCUGCGGGCACUUUCGUGGCCACCGCGGGCUUCGCCGGUCUCGAAGUCUUCGCGCUGGGCUACGCCGCGCCGGCGGCAGCGGCGCCGGCGGUCUGA